Molecule: messenger RNA, 444 nt
Organism: Monoraphidium neglectum
Lineage: Eukaryota; Viridiplantae; Chlorophyta; Chlorophyceae; Sphaeropleales; Selenastraceae
Product: Rubredoxin
Exons: 4
Coding region: 1-444 (147 amino acids)
Biological process (GO): alkane catabolic process
Cellular component (GO): chloroplast
Molecular function (GO): iron ion binding; electron transfer activity
Source: RefSeq, a predicted model, not a curated record
AUGCGGGUGCGAGCGAGCGCGGACCCCAGCACCGAGCCAGAGGCCAAGAAGGGCGAGGCGAUCGAGAACCCCGACAGCGAGAUUGCGCGCAAGAAGGCCGAGGCGGAGCGCCUGAGGGCCGCUGAGAAGUUCAUGGUCAUCGGCAGCGGCACCGCACAGUGCAAGGGCUGCGGCUACGAGUACAAGCCAGAGAAUGGCGACCCCGACUUCCCUGUGCCCAAGGGCAUCCUUUUCCAGGACCUGCCGGAGGACUAUGUGUGCCCCAUCUGCGGUGCCGCAAAGUCAAAGUUCGAGUCGCGGGUCAAGGUGGUCGCGGGCUUUGCCGAGAACCAGCAGUACGGCCUGGGCACCAACAGCAUGACGGGCAACCAGAAGCUGCUGCUCAUCUACGGCAGCCUGCUGAUCUUCAUCCUGCUGUUCCUGGCCGGUUACGCCCUCGAGUGA